AUGGCGUCGCCCCUUCCUCCCGGAUCUGGUGUCUCUCCUGAUGAGGGCACCCCAGUGCAAGUAUCACAAGAGCGUUCACCUGUGGUGAUGAGAGUGGCUAAUUUUGUUCGUGACCACAAGCUUCUAAAGAACCGAACAGGUUUGUUGAACAACUCAGAAGACGUCCAGUUUUUCCGUUACAAGCGGUUUGUUCGUGCUUUGUUGAGUGAAGAGUACAAGAAGAAGUCUAGCAAUCCCAAGAAUGAGUUGAUCCCUGUUAAUAAUGAGCAGGAUGCCGCCAAGUUGUUCGUUUUGAUGAUUCAGAAUAGGCUUUUGAUACCUGUGGAAAAGUUGCACUACGACGAAAUCAAGGCAGUCAAGGGAUGGAAACCAAAUAGAGAGAAGCCUACGUUGCGUCCAACACAAAAGGCUGUUUUGGAGCCAAACGCUUAUUACGGCUGGAUCUAUCAGAAACCCAACCCUUAUAUGAUGUUGUAUGGAUUUUUGAUGCUUGCGGGUGUCUUUACUGUUGUUCUUUUCCCAUUGUGGCCUAGGUUUAUGAGGGUUGGCGUGUGGUACCUUUCAAUGGCGUGCUUGUGUCUUUUGGGAUUGUUUUUUGUCAUGGCAUUUAUUCGUUUGAUUAUCUUUGUCGUGACUUACUUGACCAUGCCUCAAGCCUUCUGGUUAUAUCCUAACUUGUUUGAAGACUGUGGAUUUUUCGAGAGUUUUGUACCUUUGUACGGAUGGGCUGAGCCAGCGGGAGCAAAGAAAGCGAAAAAGAGUAAGAGAAAACAGCCCAAAAUCGAAGAGGUUACUGAUGAACCUUCCACAGCUUCUGUUUCUGGGGCAGAAAAGACAACAACCUCUGCCAAGAAACGGGCAGUUACUUUGGAAGAAGUCGACGAAUAG
Molecule: messenger RNA, 888 nt
Organism: Clavispora lusitaniae ATCC 42720
Lineage: Eukaryota; Fungi; Ascomycota; Pichiomycetes; Serinales; Metschnikowiaceae
Gene: SEC62
Product: Sec63 complex subunit
Biological process (GO): post-translational protein targeting to membrane, translocation
Cellular component (GO): endoplasmic reticulum; endoplasmic reticulum membrane
Source: RefSeq, a predicted model, not a curated record